UUGCCUCUCGGCAAAGACUUUUCGGAGGAGCAGAAGGACUCCACGGCAGGAUGCUACGAGCAGCUACUCAUUUCCACAGAGGUUUUCCUCACCCUGGGCAUUAUCAGCCUGCUUGAGAACAUUCUGGUCGUCGCUGCGAUUAUCAAAAACAAGAACCUCCAUUCUCCGAUGUACUUUUUCAUCUGCAGCCUUGCCAUUGCUGAUAUGCUUGUGAGUGUCUCCAACGCCUCAGAAACUAUUGUGAUAGCACUCAUCAAUGGGGGCAGCUUGACCAUCCCUGUCACGUUGAUAAAAAGCAUGGACAAUGUGUUUGACUCUAUGAUUUGCAGCUCUCUCUUGGCUUCCAUUUGCAGCUUGCUGGCAAUCGCAGUCGACCGCUACAUCACCAUCUUCUACGCAUUGCGAUAUCACAACAUAGUCACCCUGCGGAGAGCGAUGUUGGUCAUCGGCGGCAUCUGGACGUCCUGCAUCGUGUCCGGCAUCCUUUUUAUCAUCUACUCCGAAAGCACCACCGUACUCAUAUGCCUCAUCACCAUGUUCUUCACCAUGCUGGUGCUCAUGGCUUCGCUCUAUGUCCACAUGUUCCUGCUGGCCCGCUUACAUAUGAAGAGAAUUGCCGCCCUGCCGGGCAACGCACCCAUCCAGCAGCGCGCCAACAUGAAGGGCGCCAUCACCCUCACCAUCCUCCUCGGGGUGUUUGUGGUGUGCUGGGCACCCUUUUUUCUUCACCUCAUCCUCAUGAUCACCUGCCCCAGGAACCCUUACUGCACCUGCUUCAUGUCCCAUUUCAACAUGUACCUCAUCCUCAUCAUGUGCAACUCCGUCAUCGACCCCAUCAUCUACGCCUUUCGCAGCCAAGAGAUGAGAAAAACCUUCAAAGAGAUUUUCUGCUGCUCAAACUCUCUGUGGUGUUUGUGA
Molecule: messenger RNA, 918 nt
Organism: Menidia menidia (Atlantic silverside)
Lineage: Eukaryota; Metazoa; Chordata; Actinopteri; Atheriniformes; Atherinopsidae
Source: the annotation of a GenBank genome assembly